GAUUCAGGCUUCUUCCUGUCCCCGCUUCCUCCCUUUAAGCGUUUGGCUGCCGGUACCGGUCUCCGCUGGGUUGUGCGCAGUCCGAAUGGCAGAGGGCUGCGCUGGUUCGGAGCCGCUCCGGGUAUGAGUGAGGAGGCUCGUCCCGGGCACUGAGCAGCCGGAGCCGGCCAGGAUGCCGAUCCCUCCGCCCCCUCCGCCCCCGCCCGGCCCCCCGCCGCCUCCCACCUUCAGCCAGGCGAACACAGAGCCGCCGAAAUUGAGCCGAGAGGAGCAGCGGGGGCGCGGGGCCCUCCUGCAGGACAUCUGUAAAGGGACCAAGCUCAAGAAAGUGACACAGAUCAAUGACCGGAGCGCACCGAUCCUGGAGAAGCCCAAGGGUGGCGGAGGCGGCAGCUACGGUUCUGGCUCGGCUGCGAUCCAGCCCAAAGGAGGCCUCUUCCAAGGUGGCGUCCCCAAGCUCAGACCCGUAGGAGCAAAGGACACCUCAGACGGCUCCAGUAAGCAAACGCUGCAAGUCCCCGGCUCCCGAGCAGCCGCCCCCAGGCCCCCGGUGCCCGCCAGCAACAGCCGACCUCAGGAUGAUUCCGACAACAGCCGGGCCUCCCCCCCGGAGCUGCCGCGCACGCAGAGGCCCUCCCUGCCCGACCUCUCCCGGCCCAACAGCGCCGGCAGCACCGGCAUGAAGCACAGCUCGUCCGCCCCGCCGCCCCCCCCGCCGGGCCGCCGUGCCGCCGCGCCUCCCGCCCCCCCUCCUGCCCACGGCACCAAGGCGUCUUCCUACAACCGCGAGAAGCCCCUGCCGCCCACCCCGGGACAGCGCCUGCCCGUGAGCAGGGACGGGCCCCCCGCCCCGCCACCCAUCAAGCCCCCUCCCUCCCCGGUCAGCCUCCGGACGGGGUCGGGAGCUCAGAGCCAGUCCCUCGCCCCGCCGCCGCCCCCCUAUCGGCAGCCCCCGGGGGUCCCCAACGGCCCCUCCAGCCCCAUCGGCGAGUCUGCCCCGGAGCUGCCGCAGAGACACAACUCCUUGCAUAGGAAGGCGCCGGGGCCCUUGCGGGGUCUCGCGCCGCCGCCGCCUGCUUCAGCCUCCCCGUCUCUCCAGAGCAGUCGUCCCCCUCCGCCGGCCAGAGACCCCCCCAGCAGAGGAGCAGCCCCGCCGCCGCCGAUGCUGCGUAACGGCGGGCGAGACGCCCCGCCGCCCCCGCCCCCCUACAGACUGCACGGGUCCGCGGAGCCGCCGAGCCGAGGGAAGCCGCCACCGCCGCCCACGAGGACGCCGGCCGGGCCCCCCCCGCCGCCCCCGCCCGUGAGGAACGGCCACCGGGACUCCAUCUCCGCCGUCAGAGCUUUUCUGGAUGACUUUGAAUCCAAAUAUUCCUUUCACCCUGUCGAAGACUUUCCAGCCCCAGAAGAGUAUAAAUACUUCCAGAGGAUCUACCCCAGCAAAACGAACAGAGCUACCCGUGGGGCCCCCCCUCUGCCUCCCAUCCCCAGGUGAAAGCGAGCCGCGCAGGCAGCUUGUUCCUGAGCAGAGAUACGGACCUCCUUCCCCUUCCUCAGAUGGAUCCUCCCCACCUCCCUGCCCCCUAGGAACCUGCAUGAGAAACUCCCAGCGUCUUUGGUUUUCCCAGCUGUGCAAGGAAGAGCAGAUAACCCCAGCUCGGCCGUCUCCGCCAGCCCCACUUCAUCUAUGCACCUCACCCUGGACUCGGGGACCUUGCUGGCAGGCCCGGGUGGGUCCUUUCCUCCGCUCGCUCGUCGCAGCUCCUGGGACCUGUCGGGACGGCGCUUCUCGCUGCGGUCUGAGCGUGAGGACUUGGGGCAGGUGCCGAACCACGCUGAGACCAGCUGACGGUGUUGGGACCAGAACCGGCUCGCUGCCCCGUUUUCCUCUGGGCUGGGGCAGGCUGAGGGUGUUGUGCGGGCUUGGAAAGGAGCUGGGGUAGGUCAGAGUUGCAGAGGGGUACAGGAAAAGGGGCGUCUCCGAGGGCACUCCGUCUGGGACACUCAUGGGCAGAAAUGCUGCAUAUUAAUCCGUUAAGCUAACAGUGAGACGAGGAGGAGCAAGCAGAAUGUUUUGUUACCCAAACACAGCAAAUUGCUUUUUUGCACAGAAGCCAGUGAAGGAGCAUGUGACGAUUGGGACCAUCCAGAAAGAGCCCGGCGGUGCCGGGCUGCACGGCCUGUGCCCCAGGGAGGCCGGAGCGGCUGCUCCGGGCAGGGACCGGGAGCUGGGGGCUGUGGGGCAGCUCGGCGGGGAAGCCGCAGCCUUCCCUGCCGCUCUGCCUCUGCGCUCCCGCGGCGGGGAUGCUCCCUGCGGCCGCACGGCCCCCCUGUGCCGUGCCCCGGCCUCGCGCGGGAGCCGGCCGGCCGGCGGGGUUUCAGCCCCUUGCCUGGCACAGCCGGCGUGGUGGGACCCCAGCCCCUGCCGGCGCCUCUCGAGCCGGCGGCGGAGGGAGCCGGAGCCCCGCGCGCAGCCCCCCGGGGCAGCCCUGCUUUUAAGGCUGAAUUACCAAACGGAGCGUUUUACCAGGAAAACACUUAAUGGUCCGUGGAAGCAGCAGAGAGAUGCAGGAUUUUGUUUUGUUUUUGUUUUUUCUUUCUUUUUAACGUGAGGGCAGGGAGCGUUGGGGGCGGGAAGGGACCCGUGCCGGGGCGCAGGACAGUGGUGCCCUGGCGCUGGGGUCAUGCUCCCCCCAGCAGCGCCGGGGCCCCUCGUCCCUGGCUGACGUUUUGCCUUAUCUACACUACUUCUGUCAGGCUGUUGGUACCAGGCUGGUGUCUCUGUAUUUACUCGCAGUACCGGGGUGGGCUUUACAUUAAUCAUAGUUACUGAUCUAUUUUGUACGUUGUAAAAAAGCUUGUAAUAUAGGAGGAAGGUGGGCUCGUUGCAGGUGUACUAAACCCUCACCUUUAACUGCUAUUUUUUUUCCUACGAUGAUGGGAAGUUGCCCUUUUUCGGGGGGUGCCGGGCAGCACUCAUGUUGAGGGCCGCUGCCUGGCCGAGGAAGCCCGGGGGGGUCGCUUGGGUUCGUCUCCCCCAGCGCCGCGGCUGGGGGGGGUCCGUGCACUGUGCCCUUGUCCUUAAAGAGAGGCAGACAGAGGUUCUCCCUGCCCACGGGUGGCCCCCGUGGAAGCCGGGGGGGCUCUUUUAAGAGGGAAACAGAAUAAAAAACCAAUAAGCUCGAAAUUGCAUUUAAAUAAAAGUAAUAAAGGUGCACACGUGGUCAA
Molecule: messenger RNA, 3228 nt
Organism: Dromaius novaehollandiae (emu)
Lineage: Eukaryota; Metazoa; Chordata; Aves; Casuariiformes; Dromaiidae
Gene: WIPF2
Product: WAS/WASL interacting protein family member 2
Exons: 8
Coding region: 173-1495 (440 amino acids)
Molecular function (GO): actin binding
Source: RefSeq, a predicted model, not a curated record